GCGGGUGCCAGGUAUCAGCCUCUGCUUUGUCCUCAGCCUGCCUCCUCCGUCACCACUGCAGGCUUUGGUGCCUGGCCCUUCCUCCCUACUCUUGACCAGGCGCUUCGGCUUCUCUAGCAGCAGCACCCGGCAUAGCCUGCCAUGGGGAAGCAUUACUUCUGUGACUACUGCAACCGCUCCUUCCAGGACAACCUCCACAACCGCAAGAAGCACCUGAAUGGGCUGCAGCACCUCAAGGCCAAGAAGGUCUGGUAUGACAUGUUUCGAGAUGCGGCUGCCAUUUUGCUAGAUGAACAGAACAAGAGGCCUUGUAGGAAGUUUCUACUGACAGGCCAGUGUGACUUCGGCUCCAACUGCAGGUUUUCCCACAUGUCAGAGAGAGACCUCCAGGAGCUGAGCAUCCAGGUGGAGGAGGAGAGGCGGGCCAGGGAGUGGCCACUAGAUGUCGUCGAGCUCCCCGAGGGCCGUCUGGAAGACUGGUUGGAAAAGAGAGCCAAGCGGCUGAGCUCAGCUCCAAGCAGCAGGGCGGAACCCAUGAGAACCACCAUCUUCCAGUACCCCAUAGGCUGGCCGCCGGUCCAGGAGCUGCCUCCAUCCCUGCGGGCACCCCCACCCGGGGGGUGGCCCCUGCAGCCCAGCGUCCAGUGGGGCUGAGCCUCUCAUCCCCACCUGACACCCCUCGGGUCAGUUUCGGUGUCAAUCACGAUACAGAUGAGGGCCCCUCCUGGGGACACGGGAGGCCCCCGCCCACUGCCUCCUGAAGCCAUUGGUCCUAGCCCCAGUCCUAGCUUUGCUCUAGGCAGUUACACCCUCCUGCCCUCAUGGGACAUCCUGAGAAGAUGGAUGAGAAAACUUCCUUCUGGGUGUUUAUAAAGAAAGUCUGUCACCAUG
This is a messenger RNA of Lontra canadensis (Northern American river otter), 891 nucleotides long. RefSeq names its product zinc finger matrin-type 5 (gene ZMAT5). Bases 142 to 654 code for a protein of 170 amino acids. Lineage: Eukaryota; Metazoa; Chordata; Mammalia; Carnivora; Mustelidae. Gene Ontology annotation, cellular component: U12-type spliceosomal complex. The transcript is spliced from 5 exons. The record is from RefSeq and is a predicted model, not a curated record. Gene Ontology annotation, molecular function: zinc ion binding.